AUGUGGAACGGGAACAGCGCGGGCUCGUCAUCGACGCGCGUGGGAGAGCGUGUGUGUCGUCCUCGUGAUUCAUCUCAUCGACUUCGUCGAGCCGCGCGUCGGCUUUCAGUAAUCACCGCCGUCUCCGCCGACAUCCAAACCUCCUCCUUCGUCGAAGCCGCCUCCCUCGUCGAAUCCUCCUCCGCCGUCGAAGCCUCCUCCGCCGUCGAAGCCGCCGCCGCCGUCGAAGCCGCCGCCGCCGAAAUCGCCGCCGUCGCCGUCGAAGCCGCCGCCGCCGAAAUCGCCGCCGCCGCCUCCUUCGUCGAAGCCGCUUCCUUCGUCAAAGCCGCCUCCAUCGUCGAAGCCGCUUCCUUCGUCAAAGCCGCCUCCAUCGUCGAAGCCGCCGAAUCCGCCGCCGUCUUCUUCAUUUCCAUAUCCCUCUCCGACGCCGUAGUCGUCGGGAGGCAUUGGCUCAGGCUCGGGCUCGGGCUCCGGCUCCGGCUCAGGCUCGGGCUCGGGCUCAGGCUCCGGCUCCGGCUCGAACUCGGGCUCGGGCUCCGGCUCGGGCUCCGGCUCGGGCUCGGGCUCGGGCUCGGGCUCGGGCUCGGGCUCGGGCUCGGGCUCCGGCUCGGGCUCCGGCUCGGGCUCGGGCUCCGGCUCGGGCUCGGGCUCGGGCUCGGGCUCCGGCUCGGGCUCCGGCUCCGGCUCCGGCUCCGGGUCCACGGGUGUGGGAUCAGGAGGUAA
Messenger RNA from Micromonas pusilla CCMP1545, 723 nucleotides. RefSeq lists its product as uncharacterized. Bases 1 to 723 code for a protein of 240 amino acids. The record is from RefSeq and is a predicted model, not a curated record. NCBI's taxonomy places the organism in Eukaryota, Viridiplantae, Chlorophyta, Mamiellophyceae, Mamiellales, Mamiellaceae. The transcript is spliced from 2 exons.